Mauremys mutica (yellowpond turtle) is the source of this 411-nucleotide messenger RNA. RefSeq names its product ovomucoid-like. The record is from RefSeq and is a predicted model, not a curated record. NCBI's taxonomy places the organism in Eukaryota, Metazoa, Chordata, Testudines, Geoemydidae. Gene Ontology annotation, molecular function: protein binding; serine-type endopeptidase inhibitor activity. The transcript is spliced from 4 exons. The coding region runs from base 37 to 279 and encodes 80 amino acids.
CAAGAGCCCGGUGCAGACCAGACAGACACCUCCGCCAUGAAGAUAACAGGGGCCGUUCUGCUCUUCGCUCUGGCACUUUGCUGCUUCUACUCAGAUGCUGCUGGCCAGGCUGGUAAGGGUUUCUGCAGUGAGUUCAAGAAGCCUCCAGAAAUAUGCACCAUGGAGUACAAGCCUGUUUGUGGCACUGAUGGGAAAACAUACAGCAACAAAUGCGUCUUUUGCAAAGCAGUCUAUGAAAACCUUGGAAGUCUUUGCUUUGCAUACAAUGGAAAAUGCUGAAUCCUCGGGGUGCCGAGUGCUGAUAUGGAGCUGAACCUCAUUUGCUUCUAGUUCCCACCAGCAGAUCCCCGCAUGGAGCCACGUUCUCGUCUCAUCCUCCAUUUCCAAGGCUCCUGACAGUGUCGCUGACUA